Molecule: messenger RNA, 3126 nt
Organism: Vigna radiata var. radiata (mung bean)
Lineage: Eukaryota; Viridiplantae; Streptophyta; Magnoliopsida; Fabales; Fabaceae
Product: serine/threonine-protein kinase Nek2
Exons: 15
Coding region: 300-2165 (621 amino acids)
Biological process (GO): protein phosphorylation
Molecular function (GO): ATP binding; protein kinase activity
Source: RefSeq, a predicted model, not a curated record
AUGAGCUUAAACCUCCCUUGAAUUAAUCAGCUUUCAUAAUUUGCAAUGUAAAACGUCAUUUUCUUUCUUCCAAACCAACCACGAUGACGAAAGAGCUUCUGCAGCUUCCUCUGCAGCAGCUCCAACAACGGUGUCGUUUUGAACUUCCUUUUCCAAUGUUGAACUUCGCAUUCUCAGAUUCGUCUCUUCCCUCUACCUUUUGAAUCCCUUCUAUAGCCGUUCUCAACUUCUCCUCAUCCCGUUUCAGGAAUCGGUUUUGCUUGUAUCUAGGAGAGGGAAAUCUGUUGCUAACUGAUAACAUGGAGCAGUAUGAAGUGCUUGAACAAAUUGGAAAAGGCGCUUUCGGUUCUGCUCUUCUUGUCAAGCAUAAGCAUGAGAAGAAAAAAUAUGUGCUGAAGAAGAUUCGCCUUGCCCGCCAAACUGAACGCUCUCGUAGGUCUGCUCACCUGGAGAUGGAUCUCCUCUCCAAAUUAAGAAACCCAUUUAUUGUGGAGUAUAAAGAUUCAUGGGUAGAAAAGGGUUGCUAUGUAUGCAUUAUUAUAGGUUAUUGUGAGGGUGGAGACAUGGCGGAAGCUAUAAAGAAAGCUGGUGGUGUUAUGUUCCCUGAGGAGAAACUGUGUAAGUGGCUUGUUCAACUUCUUAUGGCGCUUGAUUACUUGCAUGCGAACCAUAUUCUUCAUCGUGAUGUCAAGUGUUCAAAUAUAUUUUUGACAAAAGAUCAUGACAUACGCCUUGGUGAUUUUGGACUUGCCAAAAUGUUGACUUCCGAUGAUCUAACUUCCUCUGUCGUCGGAACUCCUAGCUAUAUGUGUCCUGAACUCCUUGCUGAUAUACCUUAUGGCUCUAAAUCAGAUAUUUGGUCCCUUGGAUGUUGUAUAUAUGAAAUGACCUCGCUUAAGCCUGCAUUCAAAGCAUUUGAUAUACAGGCCCUGAUUAACAAAAUUAACAAGUCCAUAGUGGCUCCAUUGCCAACAAAAUAUUCUGGUGCAUUUCGUGGUCUUGUCAAAAGCAUGCUGCGGAAAAAUCCAGAGCUUAGACCUAGUGCUGCAGAGCUACUCGGGAACCAACAUCUUCAACCUUAUGUUCUUAAGGUCCAUCUCAAAAUCAAUGGCCCAAGGCGAAGUACUUUGCCAGGUCUUUGGCAAGAAUCCAACUACAUGAAGAAAGCUAGAUUUCCGAAGUCAGAAGAUGAUCGUGUUUCUGUCUCUGGGAAUAAGUGGCAUUCUAUUAGCAAUGAUAGGACCUUAAAUCCCAAUGUAUCAGGAGCGGAGGUAGAGUCUCUAUGCUCUACGCUAGAAAUAGACUGUACUCCUGAUAAUAUAAAUCAAAGAUUUGCUAAACUUUCUAUUGGAGACAAUCACGAUUUGAAGUCACAGCAUAAGUCGGCUGUUUCGAGAACUUCUAGUAAUGUCAGGACUCCUCGGUUAACUGCAUCAAAAGCUUCUGCCAGCCCCAAGAAAUCAAUGCUAUCCUCAAAGAAUUAUAAGACGCUUCCUGUUUCACACAACAUGAAACAACCUGUCCAUACAACUCGCAGAGCAUCAUUGCCGUUUCCACGAAGUUGUGCCAUUCAGCUGCCUCCCUGCAGGUCCAGUACUGGUUUACUUUGCCAUGUAACUUCUCCAAAUAUUUCAGUCAACUCUCCCCGGAUUGAUAGGAUAGCAGAAUUCCCAUUAGCAUCAUAUGAAGACCAAUUGUUUCCCAUCAAUAGAUCUUCACCAAACUCGUCACAGGGUUCCUCAGGUUCCCCUCCUUGUGGCAAUGAUUCGACAUUGGUAGACAAAUGCACAAUCAAGGUAUGUGACACAUCCUAUGUUACGCCAGGGUGUACAUAUGCUUGGCAGGGAAUCAAGCGCAGCAUGCUCAAGAAAAACAAUGAGGAUAAAAGUGGCUCAUCUGAUCAAAAUGCAAAAGCUGGAGGGUCAAGCCACAACUCUUCGGACUUGCACUGCCGGCAGUUUGAUACAUCAUCAUUCCAACAAAGGGCGGAGGCAUUAGAAGGUCUACUUGAAUUUAGUGCAAGAUUACUGCAGCAGGAAAGGUAUGGAGAACUCGGAGUUUUAUUAAAACCGUUUGGACCAGGGAAAGCUUCACCAAGAGAAACUGCUAUUUGGUUGAGCAAGAGUUUCAAAGAGAACACUUUCAGCCGAGAACAAUCCACUUAAACUGCUGUAAUAUCCCAUAGUCACGUUUGUAGAGUUCCGUGUUUCUUUCACAUAUUUAGAUAGCAAUUUUUUAUAGGUAACAACUUUUUUUCAUUUACCCACUUUCAUUUUCACUUACUGCAAUGAUGUAACUCACUUUCAAUCUGAUUAAUGAAAAAGACGAUAGAUCUUUCCACGAAUUGGUAACAUCGAUCUGAGUAAUUACCUAAAAUGAUAAAUAUCUAGAAACAUUUUCUAAACUUUUAUUCCACUUCCUAUUUGUCUUUGACAGCCCAUAAAAUAAUUGUUCGUAUGUAAAAGAUAGCAAAAAUUAGGGAUAAAGUGCACUUGUUAUAUCUACGUUUUCCCUUUCAUAAAUGAUUUUGUUAUUGUACUGGCAUAUUACCACAUACCACGCUUUUCUUGCGAAGUACAGGUAGUUGGGUGAUGAAAUUGCGUUGCCCAAACUAUAACACAUUUUAUAGUAUUGUCACAAAGCAGGAGAGUUCAAUAAUAGGAAUCAGUGGUGACCGAGCUGCUGCCAAAGGAAUCGCGCUUCCUGUCCCCAUGAAGAUUGAUAGACCAAAGAUCCAGGCUUCCAUGAUCGAAACGUAAUGAGUUUGAGAACAGAUUUUGUCUUGGACCAUUCAAUGGGGAUUCCACAGACUUCCCUUUGUUCCUCAUUCCCCUUUUGGGUCGUUGUCUGGGUUCACUCUGCGACCUUGCUUUAGCCCUGGAAGAUUCAGUCUUGUUCAUGUAAUUUGGUGACAGUGACUGACGGUGAGACACUGAGUGACGCUGAGAAGUCGAUAAGGCGGCCAUUGCCGUUGUGUUAAAUUCAGACACGACCCGGAAGUUUUCUGGGCUGUUUGGUUCCACUAUUUGAGUAUUCUUGUAUUGAUGUUUUCGUUUGGAAACAACUGGCACAUGGUUGGAAUAGAAUGUCAUGAAAUCACGUUCUCUGGCCGCCUUAACAUAUGAA